AAUCCUCUUAUUUCUGGAUAUUCGCAAUUAUCUCAUCUACACAUUCAUCAAGGAGAUUUUGAAAGGUAUUUUGUGUCUACAUAAAAUUGAUAGCAGUAAGUCCUCCUAAAAGUUAACACCAUAAAAAAUAUGACGAUUUGAAUGUGAAUAUGAAGACUUAGAGAAGUGAAGAACAUACUAUGGUACAAUUAAUUCAAGGUAUGUAGCCGUCGCAGUAUGAAUGUAUGGGCGUCUGAACGAACGAAUGAAUGAAUGAACGAAAGCAUGCAUGUAUGGAGGACGUGUUUGUCUAUGGACAUGGAGGCCAAGUGUUAAAUGAAUAUAAAACAUGAAUGGAGUCGAAAGAUGACUGAAUAAAAAUCGAUUUUGAUUUUCGGCCAAGACAAACAGACAGCCAACCAAGCAACCACACACAGGGCAAAUGACCAUAAAUUCUACAUCGUCUGAGGAAACAAAAAUGCAUUUUUCAUACUAAAUAAUAAAUCCAUAAAUAACUACCAAAGAUAUUGUAAAUUAAGUUAUACAAAAGAAAUAGAAGAAGAAGAAGAAAUAGAAAAUUGAAUGAAAACUUCAACUUCAAAAGAUGCAAUAAAAAAGGAAUUAUGCCAAGAUUUAGAAAAUAGAAUUUGAAAAAAAAAAAAAAAAAACAGAAAUAAAGCAUUUUAUUUGUUUCCUUUAAAACGCCUCCACUUCAAUUCACCAAAAAAUAAUCUGCAAAUAAAAAUCAUAUAAAUAUCCAGCAAACAUAAAAAAAAUAACAAACAAAUAAAACUUAAAUUGUAUUCUCAUACAAUUGGCAACAACAACAACUUCAACAAAAGUGGAAGUAUAACAAUUCAAAUGAUAGCAGAACUUGGCAACAAAAUAACCAAGCAAUAAUAUCCAACAUCCAGCAAUUGUUGCGACACGAAAAAAAAUCUACAACAUUAAGAUAAGCCAUCUUAAGGAGCAAUCUGAGCCAAGGAGAAAAACGAAACAGGGCAAACAACUCUCCUAACUCAACAACAACAGCAGCCGCAGUCGAUGACAAUGUUAUAAACAGGCGACAUCAAUGCAAUUUCCAUGCACAUGUACAGCAAACAAUCAUCACAACAACCACAACAACACAAACACAUCUACACCCAUUCAAACUCUCAAACACAACCACACGCAACAGCAGGAGCAGCAGCAGAAACGUGCAGCAAUUUUCCACACAUUGUUGUCUAUCAUCCCGUGUGAGCAUUUAAACAUUGCUUAACGAUUAUCGCCGUCACAUACAUACAUCCAAACCCAGCAACAACUACAACAGCCCCCUCUAGGGGCUCAAACAACAGACAACAAUUGCACAAUUGGUGGCAGCCAAAGAGUUGCCCUAAGAUUCUAGGCUCACACUCUCUCUCUGGAAACGGAGCAAACAUUGUUCUUAACAUCAUCGCCGAACAGCGGCAGCAACAGCAGCGGCAUUAAAACACAACGGCAGCAACAUGUUGCUACGACAAUAUCAGCAUGGCAGCCUACUAAUCGGAUUUACAUUGUUAAUUUAUAGCUUACAAGGAUAUACAAAUGUUCUGGCAGUGGAUGAUAUUAUCCGCGAGAAACAGGGCCAAACCGUGUACGUACCAUGUCCGGUGAACAAAGAAAAAUGCGGCGAAUUACAUUCGCUGAAUUGGUUUAAGGGUGACAAUCGGAUAGCGGCCAUGCUAUUGGAUGACAGUAAUGUCACGAGUGUGGCAGAUGGAUAUGAAGAUAGAGUUUCCGUUGAACAAAAUCCAUUUAGAUUAAUAAUUAGGAAUUUACAAAUUGCCGACCAGGACAUUUACCUAUGUGAUACAACAUAUUUUAUACCAAUUGAAACGUGUGAUAAUUUCAAUGGGCAUCGUGUGGAUCUGAGAGUUUUAGUACCGCCCACGGAGAUGAUUAUUUGGGACGAGAAAGGUGAUCGCAUCACAAAUGGCAGCGUCAUUGGACCCAUGCAGGAACGUCAAAUGCUGAAUCUGACGUGUGUCGUUUUGAAUACCACGCCGCUGCCCCAGGUCGGCUGGUAUCGGGGGAAUAAACGCUUGUCAACAGUCGAUCCCCAUUACGACGAAAAGGAUGGUCUCUACAAUGUCACCGUGGAAUUAUCCCUGCAAUUAUCGCGAGAAGAUUUAGGCCACAAGAUAGAGUGUCGGGCCGAGUCCGCCGCCAUUGAUAAUGUCAUGUCCACCCAUUUUAGUUUGGAUUUACAAGUUCGUCCCACCAACAUUCACAUCAACGGCGUGGAGAAGUACACCGUACAAGGCAGCAAAGUGGUGUUAACCUGCAGUGUCUAUGGAGCCCGUCCCCCAGUUAACCUGACAUGGAUGAAUGCCACACAGACCAUAGAUCCAGCCGAUAAUGAUUUGACAGAAAUUCGCACCAAGGCGAUCGAACAAGCCGACGGCACAUUCUAUACCCAAUCAGAUCUGCUCUUCAAUGCCACACGUUUUGAAAAUGACAAAGAGUUUCGCUGUGAGGCUGAAAAUAUUGUUACCAAAAUGAAUGGUGAAAAGCCAUUCCAGGCCCUACUGGGCUUGGAGGUGUUCUAUCCCCCUGUCAUAACGCUCAAUCCCCUCAAUGCCACAGUGAACACCGGAGAUAGUGUUCUACUCUAUUGUGAUUAUGUGGCAAAUCCGGCCACUCUGAAAAGUGUUGUCUGGUAUCGCAAUGGCGUCAGCUUAAAUGUUAGCGAUAAUGAUCAUUACAAAGGUGGCAAUUCCGAGCACGUUGCCCUGUCCAUACGCCAUGCCAACAAAGAGGAUAUUGGCAAUUAUACAUGCGAAUUAACCAAUGAGGCUGGCAAGGGUACUUCCGAGCAGCAGAUUUUUUUGGAUGUGUUGUACGUGCCCACCGUUGAGGUCCUGAUGACACCCGUCGACUCGGUCAAGGAAAGUGAGGAGGCCAAUGUCACAUUGAUAUGCAAAAUUAUUGAUGCCAAUCCCCCGGUCCUGACCAAAGUCCGUUGGUAUGCCAACUCAACCUUGCUAAAGGAAUUGCCGGAUUGUGAAGAGACUAAAGAGGAUUUGUGUCACAUUGAUCCCAGUAAAUUGCUAUUGGAAAGUAUUGGACGUGGCUUUUUCUAUAAUUAUUCCUGUGAGGGCUAUAACGAUGCCGGCUGGGGACCACGCAGCGAUGAUAAGGAAUUGUUGGUUUUGUAUGAACCCGGUCCAGCCAGUAUUGCCCAUUUCCCCUUGAUUGCUGUGAAAAAGAAGAGUGUCACCUUUUCGUGUUCCGUUGAUGAUCCUGGUUAUCCUGAAACCAACAGCUUCCGUUGGCUGCGUGGCGGCCGACCAACCAACUCCGACACCAAGGACUAUACCAUCGAACCGGUGGGCCUCGACAGUCGCACCAACUAUUCCUGCUAUGCCUUCAAUGCCGGCGGCAAAGGUGCCAUGGCCACAGUCAAUUUGGAGGUGCAUGCCCCACCAUUCUUCAUCAAGAAUCUGCCACCGUACACCGGAAUGUUGCACACGUCGCGCAAUGCCAAUCUAACUUGUCGCAUCGAGUGUGUGCCACGCUGUGAGAUCUCCUGGCUGAAGGACGGUGUGGCCAUUGAGAAAAAUGAUACACGUUAUUUUGUCAAAGACAAGUACAUGGAUGCCUCGCCGGCAACGGGUGAUUUUGAGAGUAUGCUGUCGGUGCUGCAUUUUAAUAUGUCCAAUUGGCCAAAUAACAAAUUUGACAUUGAAGGAGAUAAUGCCAAUUACACAUGCAUUUCGACUGGCAACGCUGUGGGACCGGGCAUCAAAAGUGCCACUUAUUUCAGUAUCGAAUAUGCACCCGAUAAUACCACUGUAUCCGAAGAAGUUGUUUAUGUACCAGAGGAAACAAUACCGGGACGUGUCAUAUGUAAAUCGAGAGCUAAUCCUGAACCCACUUAUGAAUGGCGUUUCAAUGACAAAACUGUUAUUCGUGGCAAUGCUUUAAUCAUCAAUACACCCAUGACCCGCAACGAUAGCGGUCGUUACACUUGUGUGGCCUACAACAAACAUGGACGCAGUUCCGCCGAAACUGUCAUUGAUGUUCAAUACAAACCCCGCUGUGAAAUCGAAAGAGUAGAGAUCGAUGAUCAGGAUACAUUAAUUUGUACAGCAUAUGGCAAUCCGGAAGAGGCCGAUUUUUCAUGGUCAAUUAAGGCUGAAAAUGAAUCGGUUGAAUCGCUGGGCAGCGGUGACAGUAAAACGUUUAAGGACAAAAGCUAUUAUGUGCUCAAGGAAGAUUAUGAAAUUGCACGUACCUAUCGCUGUGUGGCCAACAACUCCGUGGGCGUGGGCACAUUCUGUGAAAUCGAAGUUGCCGCCACACCGUUUUUCAUUAUAUGGUGGAAAGAACAACUGGCCUGGUGGCAGCGCUGGGACAAGCCAGCCCUCAUCAUUUUGGUUGCCAGCAUAUUGGUCCUGCUGCUGGCCGUGAUAAUCAUUUGCUGUAUUAUCAUUUGCAUUUGUCGUCGCCGCAGACGUCAGGAUAAAUCAGUGCAAGAGAAGUCAUCUUCUAUGGCGGAUCCAUUAACGGAACCUGGAGAGUAUGAGAAUUUGCCGUUCCAUGGCCUGCAAACGGCCCCUAAUAAGUUUACUACUCCUACGACUCCUACAAAUUUUAAUAACAACACAAAUGUGGUGCGCAGUGUGCCACGACCCAAGAGACUCAAUGGAAAUAUCAGCCAAACAGCCCCCAGCUACUACGAUGAACAAGAAACAGACUCACAGCAACAACAACAGUAUUAUCAACAGCAGCAGCAACAACAACAGCACCAUCAAUACAGCACCAUGCCCUAUAACCGUCAAGUCAAUCCGGUGAACAACGCCCGCCCUGAUGGCGGUAUCAUUGUCCACAACAACACCCUGACAGCCAACACUUUGCAACACAAUCAAAACGGUUCGGCUCUAAGUGGUAGUGGUGGUGGGGGCAGCAGUCCAAAUCCUCAUCAAAUGGCAUAUAAUCUCAAUAAUUGCUUCCCCAAAAGUUACACCGAAUACUAUCAGAAUCAACAACAGCAACAGCAGCAGCAACAACAUCAUCCAUUCCAACAAAAGUACGGCAGCAGUCCCUCGGCAUCGUUGGGCGCCAACAAUCCCAGUCAGCUUAAUGCCAUCGAACAUGAUUUCAACACGUAUGCCGUGGUGGAGCGUCCCCACAACACCCCUGCCUCGUCGGUGUCCUCAUCGUCAAUGGGUGUGGGCCGCACCACAAAUCCAUUUUUGGCAGUCAGCAAUUUCAAGAAAUUCGAUACCUCCGGUGAUGAGGAUCUGCAAAAUGGAGGUGCCUCAAAUGGGGCUGGUGGUGGUGGCAACUAUCAGACCACCUCCAUGAAACGCCAGGGCAAACGCAAAACAUUUGUGGACAAAUUGGAAGAUAAACGUUUCUAUUCCCUGAAAUUUGCCGGCAACAAACACAACAAAGCUUCGAACAAAAAUGCUCCCUUGCAUUUGAAUGCUGCCCUCAUUGCCGAGAAUAAUGGGGUGAGCAGUGGACGCGUCCAUGAGGAUGUCUUUACGGGCAGUGGCAGUGGCCGGGCCACCGAUGCCGGUAUGUUGGCCUCGCUGCUUAGCGCUUCGGUGGGCGGCAACAAAUGUAAACGUCAUCAUUCUUUUGCUGGUGGUAGCCUUGGCGAUAUUGAAUCCAAGGGCCCUGGUCUGAGAAAUGGCCUGCAUUUCUACGAUCCUCCGGCCUAUGAAAAUGUCAAUGAUGCGGUCCAGGUGCAUGCCUCUGCCGCCCUGAGUGACAUGGAGUUGCCAGAUCCCAUGUCCUCGGCCGGCACAGCAACGGUGCUGCUGCACCCCUUGCCACCCUAUACCGGCCACAAUGGCACGGCAAGUGCGGUUGGCGGUGGCACCGGAGGAUCCCAGGGUCCAAAGAAAAAACAUCACCAACGCCAGCACCAGCCCAAGGAAGAUCUAAAUCUAAUCGAGCCGGAACGUUUAAGCAUUUAUCGCAGCGACUCGGGCAUAUCGAACUCCUCGUAUGAAUGUGUCACGCCCAUACCCAAUGGUGGUGGAACGCAGCGGGGCCAAUCACCGGCCACCAAGACUCCACGCACUCCCAAGACACCAAAGACGCCCAAGGGCCACAAGAAUUCCACCUUGGCCCAUUCCGCCGUUACGGCCAGUUUCAACAGCUCCCACAAGAAGCCGGCGCCCAGAGUACCACCCACACCGCUAUACAUGAAUGUCAACGAUCAGUCGAAUCAGGCCAUACACAACUUGGAACGGCCCUCAUCGCCCAACUCCAACAUGGCCACAUCGGCCUAUGAGUCAGCCUCCUCGUCACAAAAUGACACGACGUGCAACGAUCCAACAUCCAUGUCCUCGACAACGUCACUCUACAAUGGCGGCGGCGGUGCCACGCCCAACUCUAAGAUGCUACCGCCCGGUAUGCGUUGCAAUCGCCAUCAACCAGCCCCCGAACUGACCACACCCGAGGAGUAUGAACAAUAUCAAUUGGGCCAUCACAGCCAUGCCCAUUCGGCAUCAUCGCUGUCGGUGGCAAGUAGCAUAAGUGCCAGCGGUGUGGGCAGCUCUGCGGUGGGGAGAGCGACGAAAUGUAAGAAACAACAGAGAACAUUGGCUGGAGGGGGAGGGGGUGCGAACAUUAAUCUAAUGGAGACUAACCAGCUUAACAAACGCCUGCUUGCUCAUAAUCCCUUUCUAGCAACAAAUCCUGCCGCCUCCACCGCCACCACCUGCACUAAGAAAUUUCGACGACAGACUAUCUGCGACCCCUACGCACAUAUCAAAGACAUCCACGCCACACAUCAAUGGAGACAACUGCAGCAGUAUCUUAAUGCCAACGGCAGCGGGCAAGCCCACAAUUAUUGCCCCCAAUCCCCGAACGCGUUCCCGGCAACAGCAGCAGCAGUCGGCGCAUCAGACAAAUCAUCAGCAUGUGUCGCUACUAAAUCACACCAACAACAUGGUCAGUCUGAGCAACAACAGUCUGAGCAAAUUGGCCUACAACAAUUCGGCAAAGCUACCCUCCUCCCUAAUGUCCAGCAACGGUCUGAUGAACGGUCACGCGAACAGCAAUUCAUCAGUGGUGGCAGCAGCAGCAGCAACAACAACACCGGCCACACACGCCAUCAACAACAAAUGCUAAUGUUUUACAACAAAAAUAUUGACACUCGAAAUGCCAAUGACACUGACAACAACAACAAAAACAACGACGACGACGAUGACAAUGACGACAAGCAACGACCGCAUAACCAUAACACCGAAACAGUUGCCAGCCGAGAUAAUGAUGCCGAUGAUGCUGAUGAUCAGGUGGGUGGCAACACUGGUCUGGUUAAGGCAAAAGCUGUUACAGUUAUUGGCCUCCCCUAUCGCAGCCAAUCGUUUAGCCUGCCCACACCCCUCUCGCCACCACACAAGAGCUUAAAUUGUGAUGUUGCUGACAUUGAUGAGACAAAGAAGACGAAGAAUGGGAAACAUAAUAAAGGGUCAUUGCAAUACCACCACCACCAACAACAACAACCACAACGAGUAGAACCAGAUGUAAGGGAUCCUUGUAUAGCCGAACUCUCGAAUAGACCAAAAUUAGCCAUGACAAUUGCAGCACCUAAUCAAAGCCAUUACAAUCCGACAUUGGGCUGUGUGGGUCGACCCGUCAAGUUGCCGCUGCGUAAAUAUCAUAGCUUCCAUUUCCAGCCCACACAGAUGGUGGCUGGCCAGCAGUUGUGUAAAUUGCAGCAAUUAAGGGCCAAGCAACAGCAACAACAACAAGGGGUUUAUGAUUUGUCACAAGUUAUAACAAGUGGAGAGUUAUAUGGGGGUACUUCUGCUCAACCAGAGAAACCACCAUUAAAGGAACAACAUGAGUUGUAUGGCCAAAAGGGACCCUUGGUAUUUCGUCCUUUUGAGUUAAACAAGGAGGUAACCUUUAAGCCCAUACAGGCUUCGGAGGAAAGUGAGGAUUCCUUAGAUUUGCAUCGGGAGGCCAGGGUAGGUGUUGGGAAAUCCCAGGGGGAAUUGUAUUUGGAUUCAGGAGAUUUUACCAAUUUCACCAAGCUUUCGGUGGCACCUGAGGGCGCCUUAAACCAAGAUGGAAAUGGUAAUCAGGAACUACCUCCUGAGCUACCCAAGACUCUACCUCCCUUGGAGAUUAAAUCGAAAAAUGUGAGCUUUUUGAGAAACCAGGGGAAACCUUCCGACUCCAAUGGCAAUCCAGUCACUCAGUCCUUGUCCCUUGAAAAAUCUCCUAAUUCCGCCUUUGUAAAGCCCCCACUAAAUCGUAGUCUAGAAAAUCUGGGCGUGGCCUAUAUUACUGCAGUAUGUGAAAAGUCUCCAAAACCCCUUAGAACCGAUGGAGACCCCAAGAAAUCCUUUUUUAGUUUAGAUUUAAACAAAAAUCCUCCCCAGCUGGAAUCACCGCAACAGCUCAAGGCCAUACAGCAAAAGGCCAAGGAAAAUUCCCAGGCCAAACUACUGCAGUUGGGAAAAAUUUAUAGACUCUCUAGUUCGGAGAAUUCCGAAGAUGAUUGCCUGAGUGGGCCGAAAGUUCAAAGGAAAUUAUUUGAUUCCAAAGACCAGCAUCUGACAAGGGAAAGAAUUCUCAAUCCUGCCGCCUCAUUAGAGGCAUUGGAAAUGUUAACCAAGUCCCAACCCCAGUUAUGGAAAUCCAAUCAGGCCGGAAGUCGUCAAAAUCUCCAUCAAUUGGAAUUGUUUCAUACUCUCCAAAAGGCGAGGAGUUUAAAUAAAACGGAUUCAAAGCCGGGUGGAAAGGUUGCCAAUGAUGAUGAGGAAGAUUUGGGUUAUUCAUAUUGUGAGGAUGAUAUUGAGGAAGAGGAAGAACUGCAAAAAGAGAAUUUCCCAAGUAAUCAGGGGGAGAAAACCCAAUCCUCUCCCAAUGUUACGGUAAUAAUGGCCAGCAAACAGGGCCAAGAGAGCCAGGUUAAAUUUAAAUUGACUCAAACUCAUUCGGAGGUGAAAAUAUAGAAAUGUUGAAAAAAACAUUAGGAGAAGAGAGGAAAGGAGAGAGAGUAAGGGUUAUUCAAGAGAUGACAUAGCAGAAGAAAUGUUGGGAGAGAUUCUAUUAAUUGUUUCUCUUUUUGAAUAAUUCGAACGAAAAGAGACCUUAAGAUCCAAGAAAGCCAAGUUAAGUUUAAAAUGACUGAAGCUCACUCGGAGAUGAAAAUAUAGACAUUAAAAAAAACAUUAAGAGAAGAGAGAGAGGGGGAGAGAGCAAAGGUUAUUCAUUAGGUGACACAACACAAACAAUUUUGGGAGAGAUUCUCUUAAUAUUUUCUCUUUUUGAAUUAAUUAAACGAAGAGAAGCUCAAAUUUAUAAAUAAGUACAUAUCUCUUAAAAUUUUUGUUUUGUGUAGACAUAUUUAGCAGUUGAUACACUAGACGAGAUUUUAGGAGAGUUUCUCUCAAUAUUUUCUCUUUUGCAAUCAUCGUAGUGAAGAGAGGCUCAAAUGUAUAAAUUAAGGCUCCUUCCGUAAAACUUUUGUUAUGUACAGACCAGAACUGAGAGCAAAAUAACAAAAAGAGAUUAUUUAAGAGAAAAUGAAAAAAAUAAAUAGACAUAUUUAGCAGGUGGUAGAGAAGAUGACAUAUUCAAAGAGAUUCUGUUCAUAUUCUCUCUUUUUAAAAAAAGUAAGAGAAGAGAGGAUAAAAUGUAUAAAAGAGCGCUCGUUUCUUAAAAUAUUUGUCAUUCACAGCAGGGGUGCUCAAAACCGUGUUCUAGAACAUGAAGAGAAAAAAGAGAUAAUUUAGGAGAAAAUUAAAAUUCUGUUUUUCUUUAUAUUUUACUAUUCUAUUUAAUUGUUUUUAAACACGAAUGUUUGCCAAAAUAGUUUAUAAAGCAAAUGGAUAAAAAAUAUUUGUAUAAAUAAUGACUUAACACUGUUUUGUUCUUGAUUUAAAUAAGCAAAGAGAAAUUUGACUGAAAACAGAUAUUUCUUCUUGAGCACCCCUGUUCACAGACAUAUUUAGCAGGUGCUACACGAGACGACAUAUUCCAAGAGUUUCUGUUAAUAUUGUCUCUUUCAAAAAAUUUGAGAGAAGAGAGGCUUAAAUGUAUAAAAUUACGCUCGUCUCUUAAACUCUUUGUUUUGUUUAGACAUAUUUAACAGGUGGCACAAGAAACGACAUAUUCAGAGAGAAUCUGUUAAUAUUCUCUCUUUUGAAAAAAAAAUGAGAGAAGAGAUGUUUAAAUGGAUUAAAUAACGUUCGUUUCUUAAGUCUUUUGUUUAGAAUCAUUAAAAAAUGACCAAUAAAUGAUUUUAGCGUUAAAAAAUGCCCAAAUCUCCCAAAAGUAAUGCAGGGCAAAUAUUUUCGGAACCCCACCAGUCCCAUGUGUCUCAAAGAAUGGCUAACUAUCAAGGUCAAGGAAAUCAGGUUAAACUUGCAAUUAACCCAACAAAAAAACACUCAAACUCAAAACAUUAAUUGUAAAUAUUAAAUAGAGCUAAUCACUAACACAUAGAAAGAAAAAUAACCCCCCCCCCCCCCUAUCUCCACACCCCCUUCAAAACCACAAACUCAGCAACUAAACACUGGAAAAAAACAGAUAAGCAUAUGGCUUGCAAAAAAGUCCCCCACAAAGAGAAAAAAACCCAAAAUUUUAUUAAAACAAAAUACAUUAACAUAUUGAUAAUAGUAUUAUAGAUUAUAUUUUGUUUAUACACUCAAAGAAAGAAAAAGUUAAUUGAAGACGACGAUGAUGAUAAAGAACAAAUGACUGUAAGUUUUGUUAGCAACUUAAAUGAUAUUAAACACAUAAGCAUACUACAAACCAAAAAAA
Molecule: messenger RNA, 10737 nt
Organism: Musca domestica (house fly)
Lineage: Eukaryota; Metazoa; Arthropoda; Insecta; Diptera; Muscidae
Product: B-cell receptor CD22
Exons: 28
Coding region: 1464-8924 (2486 amino acids)
Biological process (GO): cell-cell adhesion
Cellular component (GO): cell-cell junction
Molecular function (GO): cell adhesion molecule binding
Source: RefSeq, a predicted model, not a curated record